Messenger RNA from Pipistrellus kuhlii (Kuhl's pipistrelle), 2060 nucleotides. It is a transcript of the gene ACSBG2, whose product is annotated as acyl-CoA synthetase bubblegum family member 2. Gene Ontology annotation, cellular component: membrane; endoplasmic reticulum. The transcript is spliced from 13 exons. NCBI's taxonomy places the organism in Eukaryota, Metazoa, Chordata, Mammalia, Chiroptera, Vespertilionidae. The coding region runs from base 84 to 2060 and encodes 658 amino acids. Gene Ontology annotation, molecular function: long-chain fatty acid-CoA ligase activity. The record is from RefSeq and is a predicted model, not a curated record.
CUGUGAAGAAUGGUCUCUGCGGACCUGGAAGUGCUGAAGCCCCAACAGCUUAAGAAGAGAAGGCUGAGGACCUUGAAGUAGACAUGACGAAAACAAAAGAAACCAAGCCACCUGGUCCUGGACUGUGGACCAUUCGUCCAGAUGGAGAAGUUGCUUUGAGGCUAUCAAAACAUGGGCCAGGCCAUGAGCCCCCCUUAACCAUCCCAGAAUAUUUUCGGGAGUCAGUCAACCGAUUUGGGACUUAUCCAGCCGUUGCAUCAAAGAACAGUGGGAAAUGGGAAAUACUGAAUUACAACCAGUACUUCGAGGCUUGUCGGAAGGCUGCGAAAGCCAUGCUCAAGCUGGGCUUGGAGCGGUUCCAUGGAGUCGGCAUCCUGGGGUUUAACUCCACUGAGUGGGUGGUUACUUCUCUCGGGACCAUCCUCGCAGGGGGGCUCUGUGUUGGUAUUUAUGCCACCAACUCUGCAGAGGCUUGUCAGUACGUCAUUACUCAAGCCAGAGUGAACAUCCUGGUGGUUGAAAAUGACUUGCAGCUACAGAAGAUUCUUUCGAUUCCACAGAACAAGCUGGGGACCCUAAAGGCGAUCAUUCAGUACAAGAUGCCCAUGAAGGAGAACAACAAAAGCAACCUGUACUCUUGGGACGAUUUCAUGGAACUUGGCAACACCAUCUCUGACUCCCAGCUGGACCAGAUCAUCGCGAGCCAGAAGGCCAACCAGUGCGCCAUGCUCAUCUACACAUCCGGGACCAUGGGCAACCCCAAAGGAGUAAUGCUCAGCCAUGACAACAUCACGUGGCUGGCCGGGUCGGUGGCAAAGGACAUAAAGUUGACUUGCGCGUCGGAAAAGCAGGAGUUGGUCGUUAGCUACCUUCCCCUCAGCCACAUUGCAGCUCUGAUGAUGGAUAUCUGGUUGCCCAUGAAGGUCGGGGGUUGCACCCACUUCGCUCAGCCAGACGCUCUCAAGGGCACCUUGGUCAACACUCUGCAAGAGGUGAAGCCUACUGCCUUCCUGGGGGUGCCCCGAAUUUGGGAGAAGAUACAGGCGAAGAUAAAGGAAAGUUGUGCCAAAUCCUCAAGCUUAAAGAAUAAGGUGUUUUCGUGGGCAAGAAAUAUUGGCUUAAAGAUGAAUACAAAAAAGAUGCAGGGGUUGGUUGAGUCUUCCAUGAGCUACCGCGUGGCGAAGACACUCGUGUUCAACAGAGUCAAGAGCAGCAUCGGCUUCGAUCACUGCCACAUUUUUGUCAGCGGGGCCGCACCCCUCAACCGGGAGACUGCUGAGUUCUUUCUCAGCCUGGACAUACCUGUAGGCGAGAUGUAUGGCAUGAGCGAGUCCUCAGGCCCUCAUACCGCAUGCAACAUGGAUAACCUCCGGAUGCUAAGCUGCGGCAAAAUCGUAAGUGGCUGUAAGAACAUGCUGUACCAGCAGACCAGCGACGGCAUCGGGGAGAUCUGCAUGUGGGGCCGGCACGUCUUCAUGGGCUACCUGGAUAAACAGGAAGAGACCAUCGAGGUCAUCGACGAGGAAGGCUGGCUGCACAGCGGGGACCUGGGCCUGAUGGACAACCAGGGUUUCCUCUACAUCACCGGCCGCAUCAAAGAGAUGCUCAUCACGGCCGGGGGCGAGAACGUCGCCCCGAUUCCCAUCGAGAACAGGGUUAAAGAGAAGAUCCCCAUCGUCAGCAACGCCCUGCUCGUGGGAGACAAGGCCAAGUUCCUGAGCAUCCUGCUGACGCUGAAGUGUGAGGUCGACGAGAUGACGGGAGAGCCGCUGGACAAACUCAACUGGGAGGCCAUCAAGUUCUGCCGGGAGGUGGGCAGCCCGGCGACCACCGUGCGCGAGAUCGUGGAGCUGCAGGACCCGCUGGUCUACAGCACCAUCCAGAAAGGCAUAGAGGCCGUGAACCAGGAGGCCACCUCCAACACACAGAGGAUUCAGAAGUGGAUCAUCUUGGAGAAGGACUUUUCCAUCUACGGAGGAGAGCUGGGUCCAACAGCAAAGUUUAAGAGAAAUUCCAUCAUCCAGAAAUACAGGAAGCAAAUCGAAAGCAUGUACCAAUGA